CGAGGCUCCAGCCCGGCCGGGCUCCGAAGCAAGGGGCUGCAUGGAGCGGCCGGCGCGGCUCUACGGGCUGUGGGCGCUGCUGCUCUGCGCCGGUGGCGGCAGGGGCGCCGCGCCCACAGAAACUCAGCCACCUGUGACGAAUUUGAGUGUCUCUGUUGAAAACCUCUGCACAGUAAUAUGGACAUGGAAUCCUCCAGAGGGAGCCAGUCCAAAUUGUAGUCUAAGGUAUUUCAGUCAUUUUGGUGACAAACAGGACAAGAUUAUUGCUCCAGAAACACAUCGUUCAAAGGAAGUACCCCUAAAUGAGAGGAUUUGUCUGCAAGUGGGGUCCCAGUGUAGCACCAAUGAAAGUGAGAAGCCCAGCAUUUUGGUGGAAAAGUGCAUUUCACCCCCUGAAGGUGAUCCUGAGUCUGCUGUAACGGAGCUCCAAUGCGUUUGGCACAACCUGAGCUACAUGAAGUGUUCAUGGCUUCCUGGAAGGAAUACAAGUCCUGACACUAACUAUACUCUUUACUAUUGGCACAGCAGCCUGGGGAAAAUUCUUCAAUGUGAAAACAUCUAUAGAGAAGGUCAACACAUUGGUUGUUCCUUUGAUCUGACUAAAGUGAAGGAUUCCAGUUCUGAACAACACAGUGUUCAAAUAAUGGUCAAAGAUAAUGCAGGAAAAAUUAGGCCAUCCUUCAAUAUAGUGCCUUUAGCUUCCCGUGUGAAACCUGAUCCUCCACAUAUUAAAAAUCUCUCCUUCCAAAAUGGUGCCUUAUAUGUGCAGUGGAAGAAUCCACAGAAUUUUUUUAGCUCAUGCUUAUCUUAUGAAGUAGAAGUCAAUAACAGCCAAACCGAGACACAUGAUAUUUUCUACGUUGAAGAGGACAAAUGUCAGAAUUUAGAAUUUCAGAGAAACAUGGAGGAUACAAUUUGUUUCAUGGUUCCUGGUGUUCUUCCUGAUACUUUUUACACAGUCAGAAUAAGAGUCAAAACAAAUAAGUUAUGCUAUGAAGAUGAUAAACUUUGGAGUAAUUGGAGUCAAGCAAUGAGUAUAGGUAAGCAGCCCAAUUCCACAUUCUAUAUAACAAUGUUACUCCUCAUUCCAGUAAUCGUUGCAGGCGCCAUCAUAAUACUUCUGCUUUACCUGAAAAGGCUAAAGAUCAUUAUAUUCCCUCCAAUUCCUGAUCCUGGAAAGAUUUUUAAAGAAAUGUUUGGAGACCAGAAUGAUGAUACCCUGCAUUGGAAGAAGUAUGACAUCUAUGAGAAGCAAUCCAAAGAAGAAACUGACUCUGUAGUGCUGAUUGAAAACCUGAAGAAAGCUCCUCAGUGAUGGGGAUAAUUUAUUUUUACCUUCAAUGUGACCUUGUGAGGAUUCAUCACAUUCUCCCUUUCUUAUUUGGGGACUUGCUAAAUGGAAACUGAAACUACUGGAUCCUUUAAAAACAGGCAGCUCAUAAGAGCCACAGGUCUUUGUGUGUGUCAUGCACCGAAAAACUAAAAAUAAUAGGCCCUUUGGAGAAAAGAAUGGAGUCAUUGAAUGAUAAAAGCAGACAUCCUUUGCAAAGUCUUCAAACUAGGGGACAAAGCAAAAAGUCAUGAUGGCAGUAGAAUUAACCUUAUGAAGAGUUGUGACAACUUCCUAAGGAUCUAGCUUGCCUUGUAUUUUUUUUUGUGUCAGAUAACCCUGAGAAAUUUUAUUUGUGAGGGAACUCAUUUUGGGUAUAAGUGCUAAUAAUGUUGAACUUGACUCACAGAGAACAGCUAACAAACAAAAUCGUUACAAUCUGGCAUCUGUUUUUUUUUUUUUUUUUUGAGAUCCCAUUGAGUAAUGUUUGUGACUAUUAAAACUCCUAACAGUCUAGAAUCAUCAUCCACUUCAAUAGCAUUUCCCUCUACUUUGAAAACCCCAGAAAGGAGUGUUGGCCAUGAUGAUGACAAUGACAAAAAAGUAGACGCGACUUCUUUACCAAGAUCAUUCAGGCUUUUAAGGGCAGUGGAGGCAGAAUGACCCAUGGCAUAUUAGUCUGAACCAAGAAGUCUCUUAUGAUGUAUUUUUUCUUUACUUCUGCUGCCCAAAUCGAGUAUUAACUAUGCCUCUAGCUUAGCUGUGAGGGAUGUACCCCCCAAUAAGUUUACAAUCUAGUUGGGAAUCCUUAGUUUUUGCCACUUUCUUUAUCUCCCACCAGUCAUUUCUGAGACUUUUCAAUUCCCCAGCUCCCAGGCCAAUUUCCCUUUUUCCUUCUCCCUCAUUCCCUUCCUUGUAGCCUUUUGAUGUUCAUUGGAAAUUUGGAUAUACAUCUGCUCGAAACACCUAGAGGAGAAGGGAACAAUUUGAAUCUCAGGUGCAGUGUGAGUUGACUGAGAAAUAAUGAGUAGUUCUUAUAUAUUUUGUAAAUUUUAUGUGAGUUUGCAGUUUGAGGAUUUUCAGCAUUUGAUGUUUAUGCAUUUUCUAAACAGAGAUGAGAUAGUAUUUUCACUUAGAACUUGGCUUGAGAAAAACAUAGUUAUAUCUGUCUCUGUUUCUUUACAAGAUGGACCCUAGGAUUUCUUUUCCCUGACACAAAUAAUAAAGUAGAAUUUGUGUGCUGUAUUGAUAGCCAGCCAUCCAAGGCUUCAAUGUAUAUACUCACUUUUUUUUUUUUUUUUUUUGCGUAUGUUAGGGUUCCAUUUCCCCCCAUUCCCACAACAUAUGCAUAUGUACUCUUCCUACUUCCUCCAAAUUUGAAGAAUUUUGGGAAAUGAUAGAUAUUCCUCUGUUUUCUCUCAAACAUACAGACUCAGAUUAUUGGUAGGAACUUAUGAACUUUAUAUCACAAAUUCCCCAAACAUUUGCCAUUUCGUGUUAAUAAGACGAAGCUUUUUGGGAUUCCUGCUCUUAGGGCAGGGACAUAAAAGACCCCUUCUCUCCACAGGUUUGGGCAAAAGUAGCAAUCUGUGUCCAUGGUAGUGGAGGAGAACUGUGCCCUGGCAUCUUUCAGGAAACUGGGGUACAUAGCACUGGUAGAUAUGAAGGUGUUUCCUCCCUAUGAUUUUGUUUUGGAAUUCAGAUUGAUGCUGGGACACAGGUAUGGUAGAUCAUUCACUUUCUCCUACUAUACACUAGAAAGAAUAUUUGGUGUUGUCAUAUAUGAAUGAGAUGACUUCCUAGCUAGGUCUUUGUAAUUCAGGGAUGCAAAACACUUAAAUGCCUCACCCAAAGCCUACUUUACUGGUAGCCUAUUUUGAUGGCAAUGAGGAGGAUGCCUUGAAAUAACCAAAGAACUACUGGUGCUGAUAGUCAUGCAGCCUGGGAGUGGGGAAAAUGUAUUUUGUUUCCAUCCUUCCCUGUUAACAGUAAAAUAGUUGAGGCAGGAGGGGACACUAAAUUAUGGGAACACCUAGAGUUUUGCAGUGGCUAAAUAAUGAUCCCUAGAUCUUAGGAGCUCUUGGAGACAUCAGUAUUUCACCAGCAGGAAACUAGUAGGUUCAUUUACUAUUUUGUCUCACCUCUAUGGAUUUUUUUCCCUAUAGACAGACCUAAGUAAACUCAUUGUUAAGAUGGUCAUUUGCCUUCUUUCAUUCAGAUAAGUUUUUUUUUUUUUCUGUAUCUGGGCACUAAACGGAUACAUGAACCAUUGUUAACAUUUUGGGUAAUAUCUUCAACUAGAAGUCAUUUUUGUUUAACCUCUUAUAGGAAAAUUUGAGUAAAAUAAAUAUUCAUUGUCUUUUUGUAUAUUAA
Messenger RNA from Marmota flaviventris (yellow-bellied marmot), 3703 nucleotides. It is a transcript of the gene Il13ra1, whose product is annotated as interleukin 13 receptor subunit alpha 1. The record is from RefSeq and is a predicted model, not a curated record. Gene Ontology annotation, biological process: cytokine-mediated signaling pathway. Gene Ontology annotation, cellular component: membrane; external side of plasma membrane. Gene Ontology annotation, molecular function: cytokine receptor activity; protein binding. Lineage: Eukaryota; Metazoa; Chordata; Mammalia; Rodentia; Sciuridae.